Messenger RNA from Phalaenopsis equestris, 2095 nucleotides. Its product is annotated as putative disease resistance protein RGA3. The transcript has a single exon. The record is from RefSeq and is a predicted model, not a curated record. The annotation marks the transcript as partial. Gene Ontology annotation, molecular function: ADP binding. NCBI's taxonomy places the organism in Eukaryota, Viridiplantae, Streptophyta, Magnoliopsida, Asparagales, Orchidaceae. Gene Ontology annotation, biological process: defense response to other organism.
CCAACUCAUAUUGCUAGCCCUACUCUGUACAAAAACAUCUCUCUUCUAUCCAUAGUGGGUCAUGGUGGCAUGGGCAAGACAACUCUCUUACAACACAUCUAUGAAGAUCUUAAAGAAGAAUUUGAACUGAAAAUGUGGGUUUGUGUUUCCAACGACUUUGAUGCAAAAAAGAUCAUUGCCGAUAUUUUGGGAUUUCUUAACAAGGAGAGGCCUCGUUCAGAGUCACUCGCUGCCUUUCAAGAGAGUCUUAAAGCUGUCGUGCAAUCGAAAAGGUUCUUGCUUGUUCUGGAUGACAUUUGGGAGGAAGAAAUGAACAAAUGGGAGAAUGUGCUCUCCCCUAUGACUCGUGGAAGUUUCGGAAGUAAGAUUUUGAUAACUACUCGAAUGGAUAUAGUUGCAUCGACGAUUGCAAAUGUUAUUAAAACGAAGAAGGAAACAUUGAGAAUAAAGGGCUUGGAGGAAGAUGUGUGUUUGAAGCUACUCAACACCCAUGCAUUCGCUGGUGUAGAGAAUCUUGACGCUCAUAAAAAAUUAACAGACAUUGCUAGUUCGAUAGUUAAAAAGCUUUCAGGCUCUCCACUGGCAGCAAAGGUCAUUGGUGGUGUUCUCAAUUCUAACUUGAAUGAGAGCUUUUGGAUGAAAAUUUUAGAAAGUAAUGUUCUAAACGUAGAACAAGAACCGGGUCGCAAUAAUAUUUUGCCUAUCUUAAAUUUGAGUUUUACAUUUCUCCCACGACCUCUACAAAAUUGUUUUGCAUUUUGUAGCGUAUUCCCACAAGAUCAUCAGCUUGAUAAAGAUGAUUUAGUCCGAAUGUGGAUUGCAUUGGGUUUCAUUCCGGAAUCUUCUAUUGAAGGAGAGACUUUGGAAGAUAUUGGAGGAAGGUAUUUUGAUGUUUUGGUCAGAAAAUCUUUCUUUGACGAGUUUCAGGAUGAUGAGAGAAUAUACUAUAAGAUGCAUGAUUUAUUACAUGAAUUCGCACAAUCUAUUUCUUCAGAGGAAUGUUUCAGAUUUGUCGGAGAUAAUGUUUUAUCUUUUAAGAUUCCUAAAAAUGUUCGACACUUAUUUGCUCAAACUGAAAAUCCAGAAGUGUUGAGAAUGAUCAAAGAUGUUAAAAAUCUACAUUCGCUUUUUUUGACAGUCGUUGAUCAAGAUUUUACUGAAAUACUUACUGAAAUUUUUGAAGCAUCGAGAAGGAUUCGUUUGUUGUUCAUAUGCUCUCUAGGGCAGAAAAAGAUUUCUGAGGCUAUUAAAAAUUUGAGACAUCUUCGAUAUUUGAAUCUUACUGCACAGCUCACUCAUAUGCCAAGAUCUCUAAGCAGUCUUUAUCAUUUGCGGUUCAUAAUCUAUGGAAGGAUGUGUUGGGGAUUUUGCUCUGAUGAUUUCUUGCCUGGCAAUGUGAGUAAUCUUUCUAACCUGCGUCACUUGGAAUUGCACCAUAAAGUAUUUUCUAGUGUACCUGGAAUUGGGAAAUUAAGGUCACUUCAAGAACUAAACGAGUUUAAUGUUAAGAAUGAGAAUGGUUAUAGAAUUGGGGAGUUGGAACAUAUGAGCGAGUUGUGCAAAUUAAAAAUUCAUUUUCUGGAAAACGUGAAGGAUGCUAUAGAGGCUCGCAAUGCUAAAUUAUUUGAGAAGAGAAAACUCACAGACUUAUUCUUGAAUUGGGGCAAUACCGUUGAUGAACGGAAGAUUGUCAAUUCUGACUUAGAUGUGCAUGUGCUUGAAAAUCUCAAACCAUACAAAAAUCUGAAGAGAUUGUCCAUAGUUUCAUACAAGGGUGUAAGCUCUGCAAAAUGGAUGUACAAUGCAGAUUUGAUCUCCAAUCUAGAGUGCAUCUGUCUGGAUGAGUGUUCGGAGUGGGAAACUCUUCCACCUUUCGGGCAGCUUCCCUACCUCAAGUCACUAUACCUUCGUAACAUGCCAAAAGCAAAGCGGCUUGACCUUAAAUUCCAUGGGAAUGACAAGGUUUCUGUGUUUCCAUCGUUGGAGGUGCUAAAUAUGGAGGGAUUGCAAGUAUUGGAGGAUUGGUUUGAUGGAGCAAGAGCAACAGCAUAUGACUGUUUCUUUCCUUGCUUAACUGAACUCUUCCUCGUUAACU